Polychytrium aggregatum is the source of this 925-nucleotide messenger RNA. RefSeq lists its product as uncharacterized. The record is from RefSeq and is a predicted model, not a curated record. NCBI's taxonomy places the organism in Eukaryota, Fungi, Chytridiomycota, Chytridiomycetes, Polychytriales. Bases 328 to 816 code for a protein of 162 amino acids. The transcript is spliced from 3 exons.
GCACCUUCGUCCUGCACCUCCCGGGCGGCAUGGCCGCUGCCAUAGGCGAGAGACAGGGCCACCUGAUGCCCGAAUCGAGGCCCGCUGUCUCGCAGCAACGUCUCCUCCCCAAUCACCCUGGUUGCUUGGGCUCGCCCGCUCCCGGUCAUCUGGGCACAAUCGCAGCAGCAGCAGCAGCAACCACAAUCGCACCGACAUUCACGGGGGGGGGGAGGAGGUACUCUCUGCGCUUUUGCUCCGUCGCAUCGUUUUUUUUUGUUGCUGUUGCUCUAUUCUCUUUGCCGCUCCCUCUCCACGACCUUUCUCGUCCGCUCAUUCUGGCAAGGAAUGUCCCUCGGAUGGCAGAACUGGAAACCCUACGAUGAGCUCCGGCACUGGAGGCCGUGGAUUCAGUUCUACGACUCGUGGCUGGAGCAGUACCCGACCAUCAAGGACUUGGCUGCCAAGACCAAGAUAUCCAAGGUGUCGUUGUCCGUCUUUAUGAAGCUCUUGCUGGUGCUGACGGCCCUGACGCCGCUCUCGGGAUACACCACGACAGCGAUCGGCCUUCUCUAUCCAUGCUUCCGAACCCUGGAGGCCAUACGCUUGGGCGACGUCGAGGAGAUGCGCCUGUGUUGCAUGUACUUUGUGUUUUUCGAGGCACUGAGGCUUCUGGAAUGUCUGGGAAUCAACAGCAUGUUCAAGCUCUGGAGGUGGUUCAAAGUGGUUGCUUUGAUGUGGGCAUUUCUUCCGCAAACAAAGGGAGCGCGCACCUUGCUCAACUGGGUGAUGCCAUACUUUAUAUCCUGGACCGAAGUCAAAUCACCGCCCAAGUGAAUCACCUCAUCAAGAUAGACCGCCAUCUCAAUCGAUGGAGCGUGGAAAGCGGGCUCAGUUCACUUUGACACCGGCCCGGUUCAGAAUAGAUUGCACGCAUUCGAACAGG